AUGUGCUUCAGUGGCUGGAAGGGGACAGAGUGUGACGUGCCCAGCAACCAGUGUAUAGACAUCCACUGUGGGGGACACGGCAUCUGUAUCAUGGGCAUCUGUGCCUGCAACACCGGAUACAAGGGAGACAACUGUGAAGAAGUGGACUGCCUGGACCCUGGCUGUUCRGYCCAUGGUGUGUGUAUCCACGGGGAGUGCCACUGUAGCCCGGGCUGGGGGRGCACCAACUGUGAGACCCUCAAGACCAUGUGCCCCGACCAGUGCUCCGGCCACGGCACCUACCAGAGCGAAAGCGGCACCUGCACCUGCGACACCAACUGGACCGGYCCCGACUGCUCCGUCGAGGUGUGUGUGGUGGACUGCGGCUCCCACGGCGUGUGUUUCGGGGGCAGCUGUCGUUGCGAGGAGGGCUGGACAGGAACGGUCUGUGACCAGAAGGCCUGCCACCCCAUGUGCACUAAGAACGGAGUCUGCAAGGAGGGCAAGUGUGAGUGCAACCAGGGCUGGACCGGAGAGCACUGCAACAUCGCUCACAAUCCGGAUAUUAGAGUCAAAGGAUUUAAAGAGGGCUGCCCAGGCCUGUGUAACAACAACGGCCGCUGUACCCUGGACCAGAACGGAUGGCACUGCGUCUGCCAGUCCGGGUGGCGUGGGGCGGGGUGCGACGUCGCCAUGGAGACCCUCUGCACCGACGGCAAGGAUAACGAAGGAGACGGCCUGGUUGACUGUAUGGACCCAGACUGUUGCCUCCAGACAUCCUGUCAGACCCAGACGUACUGCCGCGGCUCCCCGGACCCCUCUGACAUCAUCAGUCAGAGCCCGUCCAGCCUGAUGCCCCAGCAUGCCGCACGCUCCUUCUACCAACGCAUCCGCUUCCUGGUUGGACCAGAGGGCAGCCACGUGAUCACCGGGGACAACCCCUUCAACAAGAGCCUKGUGUCCAUCAUCAGAGGCCAAGUSCUGACGGCAGACGGAACCCCCCUCAUAGGAGUCAAUGUUACCUUCGUCCACUACCCCGACCACGGAUACACCGUCACGCGCAAGGACGGCAUGUAG
This is a messenger RNA of Salvelinus sp. IW2-2015, 1056 nucleotides long. The record is from RefSeq and is a predicted model, not a curated record. Lineage: Eukaryota; Metazoa; Chordata; Actinopteri; Salmoniformes; Salmonidae.